Xenopus tropicalis (tropical clawed frog) is the source of this 1188-nucleotide messenger RNA. Its product is annotated as lysine-specific demethylase 5A-like. The transcript has 5 exons. Lineage: Eukaryota; Metazoa; Chordata; Amphibia; Anura; Pipidae. The record is from RefSeq and is a predicted model, not a curated record. The coding region runs from base 658 to 1074 and encodes 138 amino acids.
UAUGCAAAGGAGAAUUAUGACAACAUGUCUUUAUCUUCAUAACAGUAUAUGUAUUAUAAUUUCAUUAAUACAUUAUAAUUAUCAUUGCUAAUGAAAGAUUUUGAUUUAACUUUUCCUCUACAUAGGAAAUAGGCGUGUGAACAUUUGUGACACUUAAUUCCAUUUUUAUCCCAACUCCACCCCCAUUCGCAGCCAUUCUAUAGAUUAUACUCCAGUUCUGGAAUUGUAAAAACUUUUUACACACGGAUGAAACAACCGUUUGCAAAACCAGGUGAAGAUCUCCUUUAUCUAAAGGAAUGUUCAUGUAGCGCCAUCUAUCGGCUAUUUUUCACAUUACAGGCUGUUAUUAAUCCACAUAGCUUUAACUAGCGCGGAGGGAUACCUGGAGAUUAUACAACCAGCCUCUUUAAUCCUUUAGGGCCCCAAUUUCACAUUACAAAGUUGCAUCAGGACUUUAUGGACCUAGGAAUGAUACGGACUGGAGCCUGGAAUUUACUUUCUAUACCCACCUGAGGAUUAACACUUGUUUGGAAUGGCCGCCUACAUCGAAUUUGUGCCCCCUCCGGAAUGCCCGGUGUUCGAGCCCAGCUGGGAGGAAUUCUCUGAUCCCCUGAGUUUCAUCGGACGCAUCUGACCGAUUGCUGAAAAGACAGGGAUAUGCAAAAUCCCACCUCCCAAGGACUGGCAGCCGCCCUUUGCCUGCGAUGUCAAAAGCUUCUGCUUCACCCCUCGGGUACAGCGCCUCAACUAGAGGCAAUGACCCGUGUCAAACUCGAUUUCUUGGAUCAGCUGGGAAAAUUUUGGGAGCUGCAAGGUUCCGCGCUCAGAAUUCCAGUGGUGGAUGGCAAGCUGUUGGGUGUGUAUGCACUGAGCAAGGUGGUUUCCAGUGAGGGGGGAUUUGAGGUUGUCACUAAAGAGAAGAAAUGGUCUCAGGUGGGCAAUCGGAUGGGAUACCAGCCAGGCAAAGGCACAGGCUCUCUUCUGAAGUUGCACUAUGACCGAAUCCUCUACCCCUACGAGCUGUUCCAGUCUGGCGUCAGCCUGAUGGAAAGAAAUGCACCUAGAAUAUUCUAGAGAGAAACCUUCUGUUUCAGUUUUUAGUAAAGGUACCGGUAUAGGACCUGUUAUCCAGAAUGCUCGGGACCUGGGGCUUUCCGGAUAAGGGGUCUUUCCGUAAUUUGGCUCAUU